UUUUUUUUUUAGAUCGGUGGAGCCUCCACGCUUUAGCCUUUUUUUUUUUUUUUUUUUGCCCUCCCACACCAUGUUCGUGGGAAUCCUGGAACACCGGCAACACUGAGGUGCGCAGCUGGGGGACGGGAAACGCGCAAUUUCCCGUCAUGGUGAACCAGGUCCAGCGAACGGACGGCAGCUGGCAGUCAUGCAAGAGCGACUCCAGCGGGGCAGGCACCAGCGGCGGCGAGAGCUCCAAGGAGAGCUCCCGGUGUUCCACGCCGGUGCUGGACGCAGACCGUUCGGACAGGCUGCGGGACAAGAUGAGGCGGCGGAUCGACUCCGGGGACCGCUGGUUCUCUCUUGAAUUCUUUCCCCCUCGGACGGCGCCCGGUGCCGUCAAUCUCAUCUCCAGAUUUGACCGUAUGGGCUCCGGAGGGCCACUCUUCAUCGACAUUACAUGGCAUCCGGCUGGAGAUCCGGGGUCAGACAAGGAAACUUCGUCCAUGAUGAUUGCCAGCACGGCAGUCAACUAUUGUGGCCUGGAGAGCAUCCUCCACCUAACGUGCUGCAACCAGACCAAAGACCGCAUCACUGGCUACCUGGCCAAAGCGAAGCACCUGGGCCUGAAAAAUAUCAUGGCUCUCAGAGGAGACCCGUUGGGUGCAGAUUGGGAGGAAGAGGAAGGAAGCUUCAACUACGCUAUUGACCUCGUCAAACACAUCCGAUCAGAGUUCGAUGACUACUUUGAUAUAUGUGUAGCAGGUUAUCCCACUGGCCACCCUGAGGCAGAGAGCUACGAGGAAGACGUGCGACACCUGAAGGAGAAGGUGGACGCCGGAGCAAACUUCGUCAUCACGCAGCUCUUCUUUAGGGCGGAAACCUAUCUGAAAUUUCUCGACGACUGUCGGGCAGUUGGGAUCACAUGUCCCAUCCUUCCUGGGAUCUUCCCCAUUCAGGGCUACCAAUCUCUACGGCAGCUUGUCAAUCUGUCAAAACUGGAGGUGCCGGAGGAGAUCAUGAAAGUCAUCGAGCCCAUCAAAGACAAUGACGCGGCCAUCCGUAACUACGGAAUCCAACUGGCGGUGGAGAUGUGCAAAGUGUUGCUGCAAAGUGGCAAAGUGCCCGGCCUGCACUUCUACACUCUAAAUCGGGAGGUCGCCACCAUGGAAGUCCUCCGGCAACUCGGCCUGUGGAUAGAGGACCCCAGACGGCCUCUUCCCUGGGCAGUGAGCGCACAUCCCAAACGAAAGGUGGAGGACGUGCGCCCCAUUUUCUGGGCAUCCAGGCCCAAGAGUUACAUCUACAGGACCCAGGACUGGGAUGAGUUCCCAAAUGGCAGAUGGGGUAACUCCUCAUCUCCAGCUUUUGGUGAGUUAAAUGAUUACUACUUGUUCUACUUGAAGAGCAAGUCAUCCAAAGAUGCCCUGCUGCAGAUGUGGGGGGACGAGCUGAAGAAUGAGGCGAGUGUCUUUGAGGUCUUUACCUGCUACAUCACGGCUCAGCCAAAUCGCAACGGACACAAGGUGAUGUGCAUGCCGUGGAACGAUGAGCCUCUGGCCCAAGAAACCAACCUACUGAAGGACGAACUGGAGAAAGUGAACAGACGAGGGGUGCUCACCAUCAACUCCCAGCCUAACAUCAACGGCAAGCCCUCCACAGACCCGAUCGUGGGAUGGGGUCCCCCCGGAGGCUACGUCUUUCAGAAAGCCUAUCUGGAGUUCUUCACAUCCAGCGAAAAUGUGUCCGCUCUCCUCGAAGUCCUGAAGAAGUAUGAACCCCGUGUCAAUUACCACAUUGUUAAUGUACACGGCCAUAACCUCACCAAUGCUCCGGACAUGCAACCUAACGCUGUGACGUGGGGCAUAUUCCCUGGCAGGGAGAUCGUUCAGCCCACCAUUGUGGACCCAGUCAGCUUCAUGUUCUGGAAGGACGAGGCCUUUGCCUUGUGGAUCGAGCAGUGGGCCAAACUGUAUGAAGAUGAGUCACCUUCUCGGAUGAUCAUCAAAUACAUCCACGACAACUACUUCCUGGUGAAUCUGGUGGACAAUGACUUCCCAUUGGACAACUGCCUGUGGCAGGUGAUCGACGACAUGUUUCAACAGCUGGAUGCUACGCCACAGUCGGCGCUCCUUGAAGUAUCAUCUUAGUCCGAUGCAAUCCGGUUUUUACAGAAGGACACACACAUAAAAAAAAAAAAAAAAAAAUCACCACUAAAGCUAUUAUGGAAUGCUGCUAUUAGAAAGAAAAUGUUUACUACGCAAUAUUUUUUAGUCAGUCGAUAUUUGUUUGCUUUUGUACUUUUAGGACUUUAGCCAGUUAGACGAGAAAAUGGAAAGAUUAUAACAUCAUAGGAAAUUCUUUUCAUUUAUUUUAUCGAUGUGAGCCAUACUAUAUGUUACUCCAAAUAUAACUGUGUUCACACUCCAGGUCAAUCCUCCAACUCCAAUGUGACAUGUAGCAGAUUAUUUUGUUUUUAUGUUAAUGUGAAUAGUACAGUUCGAUUUUUGUUACUUCUGACCCAGGCCUGUUUUAUAUAUGGUUGUAAAUGAGAUAUGUAUCUGAAUGAAGUGAGUCGCGCUCAUGCGACCUAUAGGUACUGUAUACCCAUAUUAGUUUUACAACGGCAAAAAAAAAUAUGAAUUAGGCAUCAUGUCUUGCUAUGUAAAUGUUGUCUGUUUGUUUUUAGUUGUUUUUCCGGAUUUUUUUUUCAUUUGCAUAUUUUCAAUAACUGUAAAUGUAUUUUUUUAAUAGCAAUUUUACUAAAAUGUCCCAUUUUGUGUAAAACCCCACAGCACGGGAGCAUUAAAGUUAGAAAACUUU
This is a messenger RNA of Syngnathoides biaculeatus (alligator pipefish), 2802 nucleotides long. It is a transcript of the gene mthfr, whose product is annotated as methylenetetrahydrofolate reductase (NAD(P)H). The coding region runs from base 147 to 2129 and encodes 660 amino acids. The transcript is spliced from 12 exons. Gene Ontology annotation, molecular function: methylenetetrahydrofolate reductase [NAD(P)H] activity; FAD binding. The record is from RefSeq and is a predicted model, not a curated record. Gene Ontology annotation, cellular component: cytosol. NCBI's taxonomy places the organism in Eukaryota, Metazoa, Chordata, Actinopteri, Syngnathiformes, Syngnathidae. Gene Ontology annotation, biological process: tetrahydrofolate interconversion.